Suillus discolor is the source of this 576-nucleotide messenger RNA. RefSeq lists its product as uncharacterized. The transcript is spliced from 2 exons. The record is from RefSeq and is a predicted model, not a curated record. Bases 1 to 576 code for a protein of 191 amino acids. NCBI's taxonomy places the organism in Eukaryota, Fungi, Basidiomycota, Agaricomycetes, Boletales, Suillaceae.
AUGGCGCCGUUUUGUACUGCUAUUGUCUUUUGUAAUCGAUACCGUGACCUUCGCGUCCAUCUGUACGACCGUUCUGGGGGGCUGGUGUCCCCUGUGUUCAACAUCAACAACAAUCCAGAUAUGUAUUUGCAAAUACUCGCUGGGAUCGUGUUUGGAGGUCCCCAGUGUCUUGGUUAUGAUUGUACCGUUGUAUUUUAUGACCCCAUCGGUAAAAUUCACGUCAAGGAGAAGUUCUACAAUAUACUCCACACCUUGUUCUACAGUCGAGGUCUUACAGGCAGGGGAACUGUUUGUUAUUUGGUCGAGUUGGGGGGUGAGGAAUUCAUUAUCAAAGACCAUUGGGUGCAAGGACAGGAUGACACGGACAUCCUGAAUGAGGUGGAAAUGCUGAAGUGGAUGCAAGGUGUCCCUGGUGUCCCUCACCUCGAAGACUAUUGGAUUGUUGAGAGGGAGAAGGGAGUUCCAGAUACAACAGGUGACUUUCGCUUCAGGCAUAUCCAGAGCACAUCCCACGCAUUUCGCGCCCAUGUUCGCCUUGUUCUCAAACCAUGUGCCCGUCCAUUACAUCAAUUCUGA